Zasmidium cellare ATCC 36951 is the source of this 1017-nucleotide messenger RNA. RefSeq lists its product as uncharacterized. NCBI's taxonomy places the organism in Eukaryota, Fungi, Ascomycota, Dothideomycetes, Mycosphaerellales, Mycosphaerellaceae. The record is from RefSeq and is a predicted model, not a curated record. The transcript has a single exon. Gene Ontology annotation, biological process: rRNA processing. Bases 1 to 1017 code for a protein of 338 amino acids. Gene Ontology annotation, cellular component: nucleus.
AUGGGCUCAUCAUCCAAGAAGAAGAAGGAAAAGAAGCAAGACUUCCAAAAGCCCAAGCUCAAGGUUGGAAAGGCUCGUCCUAAGAACACAAAUGCCACCGAUACCAGCUUCUCUGCGAAAUCGAUCGUGCUCAAGCAGCAGAACCUGAGCGAGUCCGGACGAGAUGCGAGUACCUUAUUCAGCCACAACCUGUCUCUCUUGAGCAGCAAGAACGAUGUGCAGCGCCGUGAUGCUCUCACGUACCUGACCGCAGCCGUUGCUACCAAUCUCGAUGGUCUGCCACAACCUCUUUCCACGGUCCUUGGCAAAGCUCAACCUCUGAUACUCGAUGGCAACUCUUCCGUGCGCCAGCAGCUGUUGAAGCUGCUAAAAGUUCUGCCAAAGGAUGAGAUCGGGUCCUUGGAGCAGACACUGCUCUACACUCGGGCGGGGCUCACGCAUCUCUCCACCGACAUCCGCUUGACUGCUCUCGAUGUCCUGGACUGGCUGUUGGAGACGAACGGGCAUGCUGUGAUGAGUGUUGCAGGAAGCUGGAUCAAGACGCUGCAGACAUUCCAGAAUCUGCUCUCCUGGCAGAAUGUGCCCACCGCCACUCCAACACCGACGGAUGGGAACUGGUCAUCCGCAAAGUCAACUUCAAACCUGGGCAGCAGCAAGUUGCUUGUCCAUCAGCUGAACAGCCUCUCUCACUUCUUGUCAACCGGCCUCACCAAAUCGCCGCCCGAUCCAAGCGCACAGCAACGUCAAGCUGCUGCGUGCUUCCCACUUCACCAGACCAGCGCUCACUUAUUGCUCACCAAGAGUAACUCUUUCGCUCACUUGAACCUGUUCGGUGCUCCACGAGACGUGGAGAGUGAGGUUUAUGAGGACGCGGAAGAACGAGUGAACAUCUUUGUCGACAUGAAGAUGGAUUCAGCGUUUCGGCAUGGGGUCAGCGAGGUGAAGAGGGCUGGUGGUGAGGUUGGUAGAGCGGCAGCAAUGGUUGAUAAGGCGCUCAAACUCGUCGAAGUGAGCUGA